GAAGGGAGCACAAGCAAUGUUCGUCAACAAGGCGCUCUCGCCAAUCCGUAGCCGUUUUGGCUCAAACUCGGCACCGCGUCCCCAAUCGUCACCUGCAACCUUACGGCGAACGGCCGCACGGGUACUCGUGCGGGUGCGAAAGGCAGCGGCCUUUCGGAGGGCAGUGAAGUAGUGCCCACGAGGCAGAGUCUCGGAGGCGUGGCGACCAGGGAAGGCCGCGAGAAGUUGUCGUUGAAGGCCAAGUGCAUCGAGCUGCGUCACUUCGAGCGCCAGGGCUCACUUAGUUCUCGCCCUUCCUUCCAGCGGUCCCUGCAGCGAGUCCUCUUCCAGCUGCAACGCUUUCUUUUGACGCCGCCAGCCUCUGCACGGCUGCGCUGUGUCGAGGGACAUGGAAGAAGCUUACGCCUCGAACAGUAGGGAUACGAUGAGGAACAGCCUCGAAAAGUUGUGUUUGUCGGAAGCCGCAGAGGCCAUUGCGCACAUUCCCGAGCAGCUGAGCAGCGUUGUGCAGAACAAAGCUAAGAGCCUUGCCGAGAACGUGAAGACCGACCUGAACUUGGUGCAGACGGCCAUUCACCGCAGUGGUGGGGACGAAGACAUCGUCGAGUUUUCCAUCGGUCAGUUGAAGAAAAUCCCAGAGAUCGUCAGGAGCUCGUUUGAUUCUAAGUUAGUUGCAAUGGAAGAAGUGAUACGGCUGAAGCUCAGCACCAUCAUUCAGAUGGUCAAGAGCAAUACCCCUGAGAGUCGGGAAAUGUAUCACCGUGUGGUGAGGGAGUUGUGGACCAUUCCCGAGAAACUGGAUCAGAUAACUGGGGAGGCGGUCGACCAGGCCGUGCAAGAGUCCAAGCGGGAGGCGAUCAGGCAUUGCGACCACGUGUUGAGCAUCCUGCCGCACGACGCGGGGGUGAGUCGCCGUGCUUUGACAGAUGCCAAACUACAUAUCGUGGAGGCUGUGAACGAUAUGCACUCCGAAACGAUGCGGUCCUUGAGGCGCACGACCACUGCGAACGUGAAGCACGCCGUGGCCCACGUGGACGAUCCCCGUGAAGUGCCGGCCACUACCUUGACCGCCUGCGUGCGGGUGAGGGAACACGCGGACCCCCUGCCGCAGACGGACGGUCCGUCCACGUCCCAGUCCAGCCACAGCGCCGCCGGCAUCGAGGACCCCAGCGCGCCCGCGGGCGAGGAGGCCCCCGCAGCACCUGCUGGCCUCCACGCCAGCGCCAGGGGUGCCCGCCACAACAACGCCGGGAGCAUGGGCCACCCUGAAAUGUGCGUCCGGCCGUGCCUCUAUUUCUUGCGGGGGGAGUGCGCGAAUGGCGGCGGGUGCAAAUUCUGCCAUUGCGAGCACCCGGUCCGUCCCGUGCACCUUGGGAGGCGGCACAGGAAGACCUUGGGGGCGGCGACCACGGCUGAGUGCUUCGGUAUCUUGCUGCCAAUCAUCGAGACGAAGAUGACCAUGCUGAGCCUGGCCACGGACACGCUCAAGGCGUACGCCAGCCAGCAGUGCGCCCCACCUGACCAGGCCGCCGCUGGUAGCCAGCUCAAGCCUCGGGAGCUUCGGACUCUGGAGAGGGCUCUUGGGGCCCUGUCCAUGCGGGUGCUGAUAGACGCGCUGCAAAGAAAGGUAGGGGCACAGGCCUCGCGCGAGAAGUCCUUAGUGGACGCGCUGCUCCUCGAGCUGCGCGGUGCGGGGUUCCUCGUCGACACUGGGGAGGGGGCCCAGGAGGAGGCCCAGGAGGACGCUUGAGUACGGCUUCCUCCGCCUGGUUCCCUCCUCCUCCUCCUCCUCCUCCUCCUCCUCCUCCUCCUCCCUCACUCCAGCUCUUGAUCAGAGCCUCAACAUGGGUGGCACUGGGCGGAGUCCAGACGCAGAGUGUCAGGCCUGAGAUAUCUUCAGGGCUUAGCUGCAGCGAGGGCAGGGCUGCGCGUCGGCCCCAGAGCAAUGCAGCGACGGAGGUGAGCCCCAGCUGCGAAGAAUCACUGCCCUCGCUCCUGAGCGUCAGUGCACAUUCUGGCUGCGAAGCCGUGAAAGCAGUAAGAUCGAAUUCGCGAUCUGCACAUUUUCAGCGCCGCUCACCACGCAAGGGACCCUGCCGUGUGUCCGUCCCUUCAGUCAAGCUCGAUCUCGCUGCCGACUUUGUCAAGGUUGGGGAGUAGGGGGACGUGCAGGAGAGCAUUCGGAAACCAAAAACAUGUGGCCUCCCAAUGUUGGCCGCUCCGCACUCUUGGUCGCGCAUGUUUCCUCCUCCGUCCUCAUCCGUUUUGCGACGGCUUGGAUCGCAUCAUUUAUUUAUGCAAGGUCUGUUGUCGCACAGUUGCUAGCAGGGCGGGUCGGCGGGACGAUGGGCCAGCAGCGCGGAAUCGUAACGUAAAUCGGGUGGUGGCGUAGUAGAUCCUUUCUUGCACAUUGCCGAACUGACGAACUAAUUAGUGCCACGUCCUGCCCAGGCGAGUUGGUGGCGCUGUACAGAGCACAACCCGUAGGGUUGGAGUUGUUUGGCGUUUCGGCACCUCGCCAGCUUGCCACGUGGGUGUAGCAAGCCGACGGGGAAUGAACAAGUUGUUGCCAGACAAUUUCCUCAGCCAGUUUGUCCUCAAUCCCUUAUGUCUCUUCGGCGCGUGUAUUGCCUUUCAGUAUACUUUGUUUUCUGGUUUUUAGCAUCACAAUUUCAGCGCGUCAGUCGGUUUGCCACUCGCGGCUGGGCGUAUCAUGUUGACAGCCUGAGUUCCAGGUGACGUCCAUUUGUGGACCCCACAGUUUUUCACACGCAUCGUCAUUCGGAAGCUACCCGCUCGUUCUCCUCAUCCCACCUCCCUUGUGAUAUCCAUGCUCUCCCUGCCCCCCUCGAGAUCCGAGUGCGGUCUGCUCAGCAUGGCUAAACUCAGGAGCUCGUCUGCCAAAUGGUAGUGCUUUUCAACAUGCACAUUCGGUUUACAAAUCAUCCUACUCCCUCGCCCCCCUCCCUCUUACGUGUCUUGCCCUCCUGCUGAUUUCUCCUGGCUGAGUUACAUGUGAUACAUCGUCAUUUGGAAGCUGCCCGCUCUUGUUCCUAAUCCCACCUCCCCUCUGGUUUCCCUGCUCUCCGUGCCCUCAACUUCUGCAGUGCAGAGGUUCUUCAGCGAAUCAUUCAGGGUGCCUCUCGCGCAUGUGCGUGUCAGGUUGCAGUUCAGCGUGCCUGUAACCAGUUCGGCAUGCCUAUAACCAGGAGUCGGCAGCAUGUCUAUAAGCAGGAUGCGCAUCUUCAUUCAAGAGUUGGCCGGUCUUUCUAUGCCAUCCCCCCUCAUCAUAUCCAUGUCGCAUUGCCUGUACUUCUGAUGGUUUAGUUUUUCAGCACAGGAGACUGUUCAGCGGAUCGCUCGUUAUGCCACUCGAGCACUGGCGUUUGCUGGCGUUUCUGCGGAUGCCGAAUGCGCUCACCAGACGGUCCGAUAAAUAUGGACGACUGCCCC
Messenger RNA from Prorocentrum cordatum, 3453 nucleotides. Lineage: Eukaryota; Dinophyceae; Prorocentrales; Prorocentraceae. The record is from the annotation of a GenBank genome assembly.